AGGGAAACAGCUAUUAGAAGUGGAAGCGUGGUUCAGAGGAAAUCAGACGAGCAACAAAGAAAAGUGGAACUGGAGGCAUAUGUUUGGUUGUAACAAUUCUCAUCUUCCGAACUUUGCAAGAUGCGCCGAGAACGUACGCCAGUAUUUAGGGGGGAAGCUACCCCAUGUUUCCGAUCGAUGGAUCCAUUGCCCUGCGAUCAGGCAGUGCUCCCGAGCUCCAAAAAGGCUUGACGUUCCACAGAGUACUCGGAAUCUUUGCUUUGUCAAUCUCGCUCAAAUAAAAGAACGAAUCCUUGAAGUCGGUGAUGAAAAAAAGGCGUGAAACCACCCCAGCGUAACCCCCUAAUGUCCAUAAAAAACAGCUAUGCGCGUUAGACCAAAAAAACAAAAGUGGAGAUUAGCGGGAUUGAACCGCUGGCCUUCUGCAUGCAAAGCAGACGAUCUGCCACUGAUCUAAAUCCCCUUUCGAUACCUGAUGAACGUCGUAGCUAUUGGAAAUAUCAUAUGUUACACCUCAUCUCCCGCAUCCAUCCCCACCGAUUAGCUAUACGAUCGCAGGAUUCGAAGCCAUGUCGGACCAGCCAUACUACUACCAGACCAACAACAACAGCGCCGGUGGAGACAAAGGCUACCCCGCCCCCCAACAAGGCGGCGCCAGCGUCCCGCAAUACCAGCAACACCAGCAACAGCAACAAAGCCCGUACCCCGCCGCGGCCUACCCUCCCGCCAACCACGACCCUAAAGGCAGCCAAUACCCCCACCCACAACAGCAACAACAGCAAUCUGAACAGCAAUACCCCUCGCAACAGUACCCGCAGGAGACCUACGGGUCGUAUCCCCAACAGCCACAGUACCCCCAGCAACAGCAGCAGUACGCAUACCAACCGCAGCCGCAGGCGGGCACUCACUAUGUCCCGCAGCAGCAGCAAGCGCAGGGGAAGAAUAAUAGCAGUGGCCUUGUAACCGGAUUGGCCGCGGGAACUGCGUUGUGCUGUUGUUUGGAUUGUUUGUUCUGAGG
Messenger RNA from Fimicolochytrium jonesii, 1018 nucleotides. RefSeq lists its product as uncharacterized. Bases 427 to 963 code for a protein of 178 amino acids. The transcript is spliced from 5 exons. Lineage: Eukaryota; Fungi; Chytridiomycota; Chytridiomycetes; Spizellomycetales; Powellomycetaceae. The record is from RefSeq and is a predicted model, not a curated record.